This is a messenger RNA of Blepharisma stoltei, 216 nucleotides long. The record is from the annotation of a GenBank genome assembly. NCBI's taxonomy places the organism in Eukaryota, Ciliophora, Heterotrichea, Heterotrichida, Blepharismidae.
AUGAAGGCAAAGGAGAUUUUUCGAAGGAUUGGAUACAAAACAGUAAUAAUAAUCAAAAGAAGCCUUAUUCAAUGCAACUGGAUGAUUUUAGACCACAUCUUUAGGGCAUGUAGAUUAGCAAGAAGAUUGAUUAGAUAUACAAAAGCCAUUCUAAGUCAGAAUACAAUCGGAAAUUAUGUCAAGAUGGUGACAUUAGACAAAUUUUGUCGCUUUUAA